Messenger RNA from Drosophila arizonae, 376 nucleotides. RefSeq names its product sarcocystatin-A-like. Gene Ontology annotation, molecular function: cysteine-type endopeptidase inhibitor activity. NCBI's taxonomy places the organism in Eukaryota, Metazoa, Arthropoda, Insecta, Diptera, Drosophilidae. The record is from RefSeq and is a predicted model, not a curated record.
AUGAAAAUCAUUUUUGUUUUCGGCUUGGCCUUGACAUUUGUUUCGGCUGACAUUGUUGGCGGCAUAACUGAGCUCUCUGGCGAUGAUCUGAAGGAAGCCGAAGUUACCCUGAACAAAUCGCUGUCCAAGUUGGCAAGCGGCGAUGGACCCAACUAUAAAUUGGGCAAAAUCAUCAAGGCCACUCGUCAAAUUGUUGCGGGCAACAAAUACGUCUACGAUGUGGAGCUAGUUGAGGGCAGCAAGACGAAGGUGUGCAAUGUGGUGAUCGUGUCCCAGCCCUGGCUCGAGAACGGAAUCGAAGUGACCUUUAACUGCCCUGACGGAAAAGUUGUGAAGAGGCACAGUGCCUGAGCAUUGACAAUAUACGUUAUACUUC